Bufo bufo (common toad) is the source of this 579-nucleotide messenger RNA. Its product is annotated as alpha-tectorin-like. Lineage: Eukaryota; Metazoa; Chordata; Amphibia; Anura; Bufonidae. Bases 118 to 579 code for a protein of 153 amino acids. The transcript has 4 exons. The record is from RefSeq and is a predicted model, not a curated record.
GAUUAUGAUUCAUGUCGAAGAUAAGAAUAUAAAUAGUGUGAAGAGAAGCUGCACCAUCACAUCCAGCAGCACCGGAGCGGACAGAUCCUCUCACUCAGUUUUCAGAUCUAUAUCAAGAUGAUGGGCAGCAGAGUUAUGGUUUCUGUGUUUAUGCUAGCAUUUUCUGUGAUAUUUGUGGAAAGGUUGGAUGCCAUGAUCCUUCGGCCUGUGAAUUGCCCGGCCAAUCAAGAACCAGGCUGCCGACCAUGCUGGGGAGGAACAUGUCAAAGUUUAAGCAAUUAUCAACAGUUGUCCUGCACAAGUCAAUGUAAUCCCGGUUGUGUCUGCAAAAAAGACUAUUAUCUCCAGAAUAACAAGUGUGUCUACGUGUCCGAGUGCAACGUUCAGUGCCCAGCAAACAUGGUGUUUAACCCCUGUGUGAAAAAGACCAUCACCUGCAAAACACUAAACAGCGGUGCAAAAGAGUACGAUGAGUGUAAACCUCGCUGCCAGUGUGUAGAGGGUUAUAUAUUCUCUGGUCAGAAGCCCCAGGACUGUAUCAAGAUGAGCGAAUGUCAGAACCAGACAAAUGUCUCUUAA